AUGUCGAAACGCGCAAGCGCGACACCGUCGGACGGCGAAACAUCGUCGAAUAAUGGCAAUGAUGAGGUGAAACGGUACAAAAUCGCGUUCGAAACCGUCCGAUUACCGGCGGUCAGCAAUGUGAAUGACAUCAAAAAUCGAACAGCGGUCUAUCAAGCGGCCAAAUUGUCGCAACAAUUGAAAUAUGAGCAAGGGAAAUAUAAAGAUUUGAUGCGAGAAAAUGAGCGGCUUCGUCGAAGGCAGGAAACCGAUGAGAAAUGUUUUUAUUUAAUACAUCGCCAAUUUAUGGAGAUGCAAUAUCAUAUUCGAAGCGCGUUUCGUGGCGAGACCGACGUCGAAAGCAAUCGCGAAAACGAAGAAGCUAUCAAUUUUCCAAGCCUUCAGGAAAUUAUACAACUUCCACCGGGUGAAGCUGAAGCGAAAUAUGAAAAAACUUUCAAAAAAUGUUUUAACCAACUCGCCGAGGUCAUCCGAGCUCGUCAGCGGCGAUCUGAGCGGUAUCGCAAUCUGAUGCAGCAGAUGUCAAAUUCGGAAGACUCGAAAUUUGUCAAAGAUUGCCCGAUUUUUCGCGAUAUGUCGAUUCAAGCGCAACGACACUGCGAUGAGAACGUUCGAUUGACUCAGGAGAACGCGCGGCUCCAACAGGAGGCUUCUGAGGCUCGAAUGAAGGCUGCCAAAAAAGAGGAUGAGAAUGAGCUUUUGACAGCGAAAAACGAGGAGCUGAAGAAGGCGAUCAGCGAAUUGGAAUUCACCGCCGACAAAUACCGAAGGCAGGCGAAUAAGCUGGAAAAUCGAAUGGGAAGCUUGAUGCAGGAGCUCAAAUCCACCGAAAAUAUAGUUGCCGCGGCGCCGACGACGAGCAACAAUCAGCAGCCGGUGUUCCAGAAUUCGCCGUCGCCGAUUUCCGGCGAUACCGUCAAAGAAAUCGAGGCGAUUCGAUCGGAACGCGAUGAGCAAAUUGAUGUUGCCAAUAAACGGCUUCACGAGAUUAAUGAGCUUAGUCAGGAGGUGCAAAGGCUUCUCGGCGAGGUGGCCACACUUCAAGCGACGACAUCUCAUUUACCUACAGACAAAAUAGUGAAUAGUGAAGAAUAUAAGCAAGUCGAGCAGUAUUUCAAUUUGGCGAUGAAGGAAUGCGAGCGACUGGCAAAAGAUUUGGAAGACGUGACGGUGGAACGCGAUCGCCUUCGCGAUUCAUGGAGCAAACGGGUCGAAUCGAUACACGCCGAGCACGAGGCGAACCUGUUGAAGAUGAGCAAGACGAACGAGGAUCUCAACGACGAGCUGAGUCGGCUCAAACAGGACUACGAUGUGCUUCACACCGAGUUUGAAAGCUCGACGGCGGCGGUGCAGAAUAUGGAUGACUCGAAAAAUACGGAUAUUAAGACGAUAUGUGGAGCGAUGAAGGUCCAGAAUCAUGUUCUUCGGCAAGACGUCGCAAAAUAUAAGAAGAAAUGGAAGGAUGCUGUUAAUAUGGUCGCCAAGACACAACGAGAGCUGGACGUGCUCCAGAAAAAGAUUGAUAAUAGCGUUGUGGUGUCGUUGGACGAUGCUGAAAGCACCACACAAUCUUCAACAUCGGAAACGAAUGGAUUGACGAAUGGAUCGGUGGAUGAGCUGCGAAAAUUGCGGCAUGAGAAUGAGACGCUGAAAAGUGAGAUCAAGGUGCUUGGGAAGGCGGAUCGAGCUGAACGAGUUCGAUAUUUUGAGAAAGAACUUCAAACUCGCAUUGGACAUGCGCUUGAAGAGGUCGAGCGGCUGAAAAAAGAGAAAGAAACAACGGAAAUGAUGGAGAAGGCGUUGAGCGACGAGCUCGAGAAUAUUGGAAGUGCCGUCGAGGAGCUUCAAGAGCAGAAUUGUCAACUGCUCGCCAAAGUCAACGAUCUCCAUGAUGCGAAGAUCAAGUUGUUGAAUGAGAAAAUUGUGACGUCGGCGAUGUCGGCGAAAUUUCAAGAUCGCACGACGGCGCAAGAUGUUCAUAAUAAGACGAUGCAGCAGCAGGUGCGAGUCAACGAGUUUGAGCUUCAGACGUUGCGAUUGGCGACGCAGAAGAGCAAUGAGAUCAUUGAUCACAAGACGGCCGAGAACGCGCAAUUGACGGUUCAGCUUGAGAAGAAUCGAAAGACGAUCAUUGAAUUGGGAAACGCGCGAGAUAGUUUCAAGGCGCGACUCGAAAAAGCUGAAGCGCAAUAUAAAACGACGCAAGAGCUACUGCAAAAGAAGGCAAGUCAGGUCGAAUCGUGUGCGAACAAACUUCGACGCGUCGAAGAGGAGUUGUCGUCGCUUCGGAAGAAGUACGAGCGACUCCAGAAGUCGGAGAAGUACGGCAGCACCGACGCGGUGCUCUACGAGGAGCUCAAACAGAUCAAAGAGUCGCAAAAGUGUCCGUCGUGCAAGGUGAACCCGAAGGACACGAUUCUGCUCAAAUGUUUUCAUCUAUUUUGCGAGACGUGCAUCAAAUUGAGGUACGACACUCGACAAAGAAAAUGCCCAAAGUGCAAUUGCGGCUUCGGCGCCAACGAUUUUCAUCGUGCCUAUUGCUAA
This is a messenger RNA of Caenorhabditis bovis, 2544 nucleotides long. Lineage: Eukaryota; Metazoa; Nematoda; Chromadorea; Rhabditida; Rhabditidae. The record is from the annotation of a GenBank genome assembly.